Alternaria alternata is the source of this 697-nucleotide messenger RNA. RefSeq lists its product as hypothetical. The transcript has 3 exons. Bases 114 to 602 code for a protein of 162 amino acids. NCBI's taxonomy places the organism in Eukaryota, Fungi, Ascomycota, Dothideomycetes, Pleosporales, Pleosporaceae. The record is from RefSeq and is a predicted model, not a curated record.
CUGCGAGUUUGACUGAAUGAACGACUUUCGUGACGAUACGAAUACUGAACAUCUGGACAACGUGGCUUUUCACGCACACAUAUGUGGGAGCCACAUUGGACAUUCCGUCACCUAUGAGGCACUGUCCGAACUCGCGGCAUCCGUUGUGGACCACAAUCAAAGGAUUAGCAUGCUUGCGUAUACAGCCAAGUAUGUGGCUGCGCGAGUGGGACGGGAAGACGUCUUGGCUAUGGAAUACGACAAGUAGAUUUCAUAGUGGCGCGAACGCUAGCUAUCACAUGGUCCUUGGCCCGUGUUGGUUACAACUUAGCCUCUGCUUAGUUCAUGUCACAUUUCAACCUCACUCAUCUUACAUUCUAGUCUCCGCUCGCACAUGGAACGUCGCAUGGAUCACGACACUAUCCGAAUACACUACCUUGAAGCGGGAUGACUUGGCCAAUACGCAAUGGUUGCUGACUGUAAAGUCUCGGAUCCCAGCUGGUCUCGCAAGCUCCAACCGCUUGUCUUGCCUCGAACAACCUCAUAUUGCCUCAGCCACCCCUGCAAUGUCGAUGCUCGGCUUCUAUCCGAGUACCGUCCCCGGUAUUACAGUCACUUCGUGAUUUCAGUCAGCGUUCGCUUGACCCGAUAAUACGUGUGGCGCUCGUUUCUCACUUGCUAAACUGACCGUGUCUAAGCCAUCUAGAUUCCAGCAGCU